Messenger RNA from Moneuplotes crassus, 443 nucleotides. NCBI's taxonomy places the organism in Eukaryota, Ciliophora, Spirotrichea, Euplotida, Euplotidae. The record is from the annotation of a GenBank genome assembly.
UUGCUUUUCAAUACGCUUAAGUUCAUGUAAGAAACAGCAAUCAACGCGAGCCCCAUGAUGCAGCCAGUGGCUUACUUCAAAAAUAUUAAAAGCAAUAAACACUGAAAAUUUGUUUGUGUCUGGGUGUCUGGAUCAAAUGUCAGUUUGCAAUUUAAUGAUCGUGAGUGACAAUGAAAAAUUCUAUGCAACUCCAUCGGGAUAAGUAAAACUUGUUGAGCUAGCUUCUCUAAUUAGUGAGUUAGCAAAGUGCAUCAAAAACAAGCAAAAGAACCCUAUCAAAUUAGUUCAAUAACAAAUUUUAACUCACAAUCACCAUGAAAGCCAUCAGGCUGUAAAUCUCUGAGAAAUAUCUGGGUGUUAAUUUAAGCUGUUCCACAAGACAAGUUCCAACCUCAACACAAGCAAAACUAGAACUGGACUUGGCCUCAUCAUCUGUAAGAGGC